GCAUGUGUCAAAGUGACAUAAUGAGAAAAAGCUUUAAAGGCUCCAGGAGCGUCACAUCACGUCUGAAUCUGUGGUGUGGACUGAUUCAUUAAGAGCGUUCAUUGCAUCUAGUGACCAUGACGUUGACAGCUGGUCUGAGUAACCUUGUGUUAGUGGUCUACGGAUUCACACUGAUCACAGGCCUUCCCGCCAACAUCUUGGCUUUCUACACCUUCUUUAAGAAGGUCCGCCAGCGCUCCACCCCGAUGGACGUGCUGUUACUCAGUUUAACCAUCUCUGACCUGAUCUUCCUCUUCUUCCUGCCGUUUCGCAUGGUGGAGGUGGCCAACAUGAAAUGGACAAUGCCUUACUUCCUCUGCCCGCUGUCGAGAUUCAUCUUUUACUCGGUCAUCGCCAACAGCGUCCUUCACCUGACGGCCAUCAGCGUGGAGCGCUUCCUGGGUGUGGCUUUCCCCAUUAAAUACAAGCUCAAACGCAACCCCAGAAGUGCAGGGAUAGCCUGCAUCAUAUUCUCGGUGGUGUCAAUGGGACACUGCAGUAUCGUCUACAUCAUGCAAUACCACAACUAUUUCAACCCCAACAUCACUGAUCCAUCCAAACGUAACACCUGCUAUGAAGAAUUCACUGAUGAACAACUGAAGAUCCUCCUACCUUUUCGUCUGGAGCUUUCUGUUGUCUUCUUCUGCAUCCCUUUCAUCAUCUGCUGCUUCUGCUACAUCCAAUGCAUCCGCAUACUUUCCCGGCUAUCCAAUGUCAACGUCAGGAAGCGGUAUAGAGCCAUCGGGAUGGCGUUGGGCACACUUCUGGUCUUCAUUAUCUGUUUCAUGCCCUUCAACAUCUCACAUUGGGAGGGAUUCAUAAGCGGCCAAAGCUCUGAAUGGAGACAACCUGCUUUACUCACCAGCACGCUGAAUGCAUGUCUCGACCCUUUCAUUUUCUACUUCUCUUCUUCCGCACUCAGAGGGACUUUCAAGAAGGUGUUGCAGGGGCUGGCAGCACGUUUUCUCCUUCCUUGCUGCCGCUCAGCUCUCUACUGCCCAUUAUUCAACCGUGGGAAACUAGACGAGCGAACGCAGAGCACUGAUGACAGCAUACGCUAACAUUUCAAGUCAGUUUUUGCAUUGAAUAAUCUGCCUGCAUGUGCAUCAUCAAUACAUAUGAUUCAGCCCAAAGCCGAUUGAUAAUAAUAAUUCUGAUGCACCACCAUGACCCAAUGCUUUAUGGAUAGACGACCAGCAUAGAAAUGGUUCCAGCAUUAUUGCAUGACUAUUUAACCUGAACCUUUGCAGCAGCUGUUUCGUACACAAUGAAAUGAAGAGUCUGAGUGUACAAACUGCAGUGCAAAAAGCAAUUGUAUCCGAACUAAUAUGCAGCAUUGACUACCAGCAAUGCUAUAAAUAUAAUCAAAACAACUUUGUAAAACAAAGUUUUGUUGGUACUAACAUUUUAAUAAAAGAAACUCAAAAUUA
Molecule: messenger RNA, 1469 nt
Organism: Carassius carassius (crucian carp)
Lineage: Eukaryota; Metazoa; Chordata; Actinopteri; Cypriniformes; Cyprinidae
Product: free fatty acid receptor 3-like
Exons: 2
Coding region: 117-1100 (327 amino acids)
Biological process (GO): cellular response to fatty acid; G protein-coupled receptor signaling pathway
Cellular component (GO): plasma membrane
Molecular function (GO): G protein-coupled receptor activity
Source: RefSeq, a predicted model, not a curated record